Molecule: messenger RNA, 1002 nt
Organism: Knipowitschia caucasica
Lineage: Eukaryota; Metazoa; Chordata; Actinopteri; Gobiiformes; Gobiidae
Source: the annotation of a GenBank genome assembly
AUGGCGCAGUACAAAGGAGCCGCGAGUGAAGCUGGACGCGCCAUGCAACUGAUGAAGAAGAGGGAGAAGGAGCUCAAGCAGCUAGAGCAGCUCAAGCAGAAGAUUGCAGAAGAUAACAUGGUCAAGUCCAACAUCGAUAAAAAGUUCUCGGCUCAUUAUGAUGCGGUGGAGGCAGAGCUCAAAUCCAGUACUGUCGGUCUGGUGACACUGAACGACAUGAAGGCCAAACAGGAGGCGCUGGUGAAGGAGCGGGAGAAGCAGCUCGCCAAGAAGGAACAGUCUAAAGAGCUCCAGCUCAAACUUGAGAAGCAGAAAGAGAAGAAAAGAAAAGAAGAACAGAAAAGAAAGAUUGCCAGUUUGUCGUUUAACCCCGAGGAUGAGGAGGAUGAGGAAGAGGACCCAGAGGAGGACGAGGACCUGGACGAUUUUCCGUCUAAGAAGAAAAAACUGGGGAAAAAUCCAGAUGUGGACACAAGUUUUCUGCCAGACCGAGAUCGAGAGGAGGAGGAGAACCGCCUGAGAGAAGAGCUGAGGCAGGAGUGGGAGCUCAAGCAAGAGAAGAUCAAAAAUGAGGAGAUUGAAAUCACCUUUAGUUACUGGGACGGCUCCGGACAUCGAAAGACUGUCAAAAUGAAGAAAGGAAACACCAUGCAGAACUUUCUACAAAAAGCACUUGAAGUUCUCCGGAAAGAUUUCAGUGAACUUCGGUCUGCCGGUGUGGAGCAGCUCAUGUACAUCAAAGAGGAUCUGAUCAUCCCACAUCAUCACAGCUUUUACGACUUCAUUGUGACCAAGGCCAGAGGAAAAUCAGGCCCUCUCUUCAGCUUUGAUGUCCACGAUGACAUACGGCUGGUGAACGACGCCACUGUGGAGAAGGAUGAGUCUCAUGCUGGAAAAGUGGUUCUGCGGAGCUGGUAUGAGAAGAACAAGCACAUCUUUCCUGCCAGUCGCUGGGAGCCCUAUGAUCCGGAGAAGAAAUGGGAUAAAUACACCAUCCGGUGA